GUCCUUCCCUCCCUAAGGUACUUGCGCUUUCCGUUUCCCAAAUCCAAACAGCAGGCAAAGACAGGCCAAAGCAGAACAGUGAAUGACAAAUGGAAGCAGCAAAACCCGAGGGUUAGGGCUGAAUCCAUUCCGGAGGUUGCAUCCCUAAAUCCGAAAGCCGAACUCAAGCACUACAUUGACCCGUCUGUAACCUGUUGACUCGGGAAGCAGCAAGCCGGGAGGUCGCUCUCCCCAUUCACAUCCCGCCGCCAUGUCAGCAUCUUACAUCUCACCCCCUCCAAGAUCAUCCCAUUUACGCGUUCACAUCCCGGAGUUACCACACACUAUUCUCCAUUAACAAAAGUUCCAAUAAAAACACUGCCACGGCAUAAAUAAUCCACUGUCCACAACACACUCACAACCCAACGAUUUAACCCCUUCUAGCCACCUACCCCCAACCAUGUCCCUCACAGGCAAAGUCCUCCUCAUAACAGGCGGAACGAAGGGCAUCGGCCGCGCCACCGUCCACCGCGCAGCCUCCCUCGGCGCCUCCAUCGUCUUCUCCUACCUCUCCCCAACAAGCAGUACUACCGCCUCCGAAAUCGUCACCCAAUCCGGCGGUCCCUCCCGCCUCCUCGCCAUCCAAGCAGACGCCUCCAAAUUAGACCAUAUUGACAAGCUUGUCCACGCUGCCGUGGACAAGUUUGGCAAAAUCGACAUCGUCGUCCCCAACGCUGGAAUAAUGGGCAUGGUCGACCUCGCCCACGCAACAGAAGACUCCUACGACGCUCACUUCAAUCUCAACGUCAAGGGCGCGCUUUUCCUGGUGCAAAAGGCUCUGCCUUACUUCCCACCUGAGGGCGGGAGGGUCAUCUUCAUCUCGACCGGUCUCAACACGGCGAGCGGGGUAAGUCCGGGCUAUCUGAUCUAUGUCGCGACAAAAGGGGCCAUCGACCAAAUGACCCGGGCUCUGUCAAAGGAUUUGGCCAAGAGGAAUAUUACCGUCAAUGCUGUUGCACCUGGACCAACAGGGACGGACUUGUUCUUUGAGGGCAAGUCGGAGCAGAUUGUCAAUUUUUUGAAGGAUCAGAGUCCCUUUGGACGUUUGGGAGAGCCUCAAGAAAUCGCCGAUGUGAUUUUAUGGCUGGCAUCAGAAGAAAGCAAGUGGGUGUCGGGACAGGUCAUCAGGGUGAAUGGUGCCAACAUGGUGUAAGUCAAGACAUCAGUGGUGUAUUGAUGGGUGUGGUGAAUGAUCUCAGAUGUUGCUCUUCCCACCCUUGAGUCAACUAAUACGUGAAUCGGAAUCCCACC
Podospora pseudocomata is the source of this 1290-nucleotide messenger RNA. RefSeq lists its product as uncharacterized. The record is from RefSeq and is a predicted model, not a curated record. Lineage: Eukaryota; Fungi; Ascomycota; Sordariomycetes; Sordariales; Podosporaceae. Gene Ontology annotation, molecular function: oxidoreductase activity. The transcript is spliced from 2 exons. Bases 440 to 1192 code for a protein of 250 amino acids.